AUGGGGUUUGGGCCAUUGCUGUUUGUUGUAUUGCUGAUUAGCCCGUACGUUGUUUGUGGUUUGCAUGGUCAACAUGCAAAGGAUGGGAAUGUGAUUGAUCACGACAACGGUACGAGUUCUGAAAAGAAGCUGCCACAUGGCUUGCAUGUCGAUACAGGACGCGAGCAAGAAAAAAAUGCAACUUCAGGUAAUCAAGUUGUGGAAGUAAAUGGCAAUCAGGUUGCGCACUAUGGAGGUAGUGGAGGAGAAGGAGGGGGUGGCGGCGGUGGCGGUGGCAGUGGAGGCGGAGGCGGUGGAAGUGGUAGUGGUGGAGGGAGAGGUGGUGGAAGGAGGAAAAGGAGAGGAAAACAUACAUGCGGUAGAAGGGGAGGAAGUGGCGGCGGAGGUGCUGGCAGCGGUGGUGGUGGAGGUGGGGGUGGGGGUGGGGGUGGAGGUGGAGGCCAUGGUUGGGGAAGUGGGAGUGGUGGCGGUGGCGGUGGUGGCGGUGGUGGCGGAGGUGGCGGUGGUGGUGGUGGUGGUGGUGGUGGAGGAGCGGGUGGAGGAGAAGGUUGGGGAUGGGGAGGUGGAGGAGGAGGAAACCAAGGUGGGUGUUGGGGCUGGGGAUGUGGUGGAAAUCAUCCUCCUCCAAGUAAAUGA
Molecule: messenger RNA, 636 nt
Organism: Coffea arabica (coffee)
Lineage: Eukaryota; Viridiplantae; Streptophyta; Magnoliopsida; Gentianales; Rubiaceae
Source: RefSeq, a predicted model, not a curated record